AUGCGGUCUCCGGCUCUUCUUCUGGCUCUGACCGGUUGCGCGGCGCUCACGACUCUCGCUUGGGACGUCAGACCCUUUACGGUGGACAUCCCUGCUGCCGAUGUGCAACGUAUGACUUUUCUCGCGUCCGAGGCACGUUUCCCGCAGCUCCCGGAGUUCGUCGGCGGGAACGCGACCUACGGUGUCGAGCUCGAUGUUAUUGAAAGCAUCCGAGAUCAAUGGGUUCACGACUUCAACUGGACAGAGCGACGGGAAUAUCUGAAUAGCUUCGCGCAGUUCACCGUGAAGAUCGAGGACGUAGACGUUCACUUUGUGCACCAAAGGUCUGACGAUGCGGGUGCUAUCCCGUUACUCAUGCUCCAUGGGUGGCCAGGGUCGUUCCAUGAAUAUCUGCCCGCUGGAAAGGCUGUCAUACCCUCCCUUCCUGGGUUUGGAUUCACCCCGCUUCCCUCAGUGGAUUGGAAGAUCGAUGAUACGGCCCGCGUAUUCAACACGCUUAUGGUCGACGUCUUAGGCUACUCAGACUAUACUGUAUACGGUGGUGACUGGGGUUCUGCAGUUGGUUACGUCCUUUAUGUGGAUUAUGCAUCGGCUGUCCGCGCCACGCAACUCUCGUUCCUUCCGUUCUUUCCUCCUACACUGGCCGAAGCGCGGAGCGCCAAUGCGAGCUUGGACGCGUUUGAGGUAGCGACCUUGGCUCUCAACGACGAGUUCGUGUCCCGUGGAAUGGGAUACUUUCCACGAGCAAUCAUGGAGGACCCUCGCCGAGGCACCGGGCCCUCCGUUCUUACCAACACCGCCAUCCUUACGGAGAUAUUGUUAUACUAUCUGACAAAGUCGUUCCUGUCGUCGAUCUGGAUAUACUUGCAGCAGACGUUCAGCCCAUCAUACGACGUUCCAAAGCCUUCGACGCCGUUGGGAUACAGCGCGUUCCGGUACAACAUCAUCUGGCCAAGAGCGUACGUCGAGAAGGUGGCAAACGUCACCUUCUAUAAUGAGCACGAUUUUGGUGGCCAUUUCCCGGGCUUGGACAACCCUACUGCGCUGGCCGCUGAUAUUCGGGAGAUGUUUGGGUACUUUGUCAGGAAGUAG
Punctularia strigosozonata HHB-11173 SS5 is the source of this 1092-nucleotide messenger RNA. RefSeq names its product alpha/beta-hydrolase. Bases 1 to 1092 code for a protein of 363 amino acids. The record is from RefSeq and is a predicted model, not a curated record. Lineage: Eukaryota; Fungi; Basidiomycota; Agaricomycetes; Corticiales; Punctulariaceae. Gene Ontology annotation, molecular function: epoxide hydrolase activity. Gene Ontology annotation, biological process: epoxide metabolic process. The transcript has 8 exons.